UCUUUCUCGUUCGUCCUUCUUCAUCAUCAUCACCCUAUCACCAUCGCAGAUCUCUCUGUCGUCGUAGAUCAAUCAUUUCUUUAAUAAUUUGCUUUUCAUAUACAUUUUAUCUCUUUGCUCUGUUUUUCAUCAAGAUUCUUGCGUUAGUGAUUCUCAUUGAUCAGGAAUUUCUUGAAGUGUACUCUGACGUUAUUGAUUGAUCGAAUACUAGUAUGGGAUUCGAAGUUCAAAAGAUUACUCCCAGAUAAUGCUUGACUCUAAAUGAAGGCAGUUUCGCUUAAAAGCUCUCGAGACCAUGCCCAGUUUGCGUCAGCGUCCACAUAUAAAGAGGCCUGUAUGGAUCAUAGUCACGGUUUCUAUGGUGUGUUUCUUUCUCAUUGCUGCUUAUGUCUCUCCUUUUCGACAUUCUGCACCCUGCAGUAUCUUUUCUUCUAGAGGUUGUCUAAUCUAUGCCGAAGAAGAAUCUUCACAAACUAGGGAGCUGACUGAUGAUGAGAUUUAUAGUCGUGUUGUGAUUAGAGAAGUAUUGAAGGCACCUCUUGUUGAAUCUAAAAACCCAAAAAUUGCCUUUAUGUUUCUGACUCCAGGUUCCCUUCCUUUUGAAAGACUCUGGGAUAAGUUCUUUCAGGGUCAUGAAGGAAGGUUUUCCAUUUUUGUACACGCAUCAAGGGAGAAACCAGUGCAUGUAAGCCGUUACUUUCUUGGUCGAGACAUUCGGAGUGACAAGGUAGUUUGGGGUAAAAUUUCCAUGGUUGAUGCAGAAAGGAGACUUCUUGCUCAUGCUCUUAAGGAUCCUGACAAUCAGCACUUUGUCUUACUCUCCGAUAGCUGUAUACCACUUCAUAAUUUUGAUUAUAUUUUCAACUAUCUGAUGUUCACAAAUGUCAGCUUUCUUGAUUGUUUUACAGACCUUGGGCCACAUGGUAGUGGAAGGUAUUCUGAGCACAUGUUGCCUGAGGUUGAAAAGAACGACUUCCGGAAGGGUUCACAGUGGUUUACUAUGAAACGCCAGCAUGCCUUAAUAGUCAUGGCUGACAGCUUAUAUUACAGAAAAUUCAAGCUAUAUUGCAGGCCAGGAAUGGAGUACGGGAAGAACUGCUAUGCAGAUGAACACUAUUUACCUACAUUCUUCCGUAUGAUUGAUCCUGUUGGAAUAGCAAAUUGGUCAGUGACAUAUGUUGAUUGGUCCGAGAGAAAGUGGCAUCCCAGGUCCUUCAGAGCUGAAGACGUCAGUUUUGAGCUUCUAAGAAAUAUGACAUCUAUUGACCACAGUGUACAUCUGACAAGUGAUGCGAAGCAUCCAAGGUCAAUAACACCAUGCAAGUGGAAUGGACAGAAGCGACCUUGUUAUCUUUUCGCGCGAAAGUUUUAUCCCGACACUCUAGAAAAGUUGAUCAAUCUCUUCUCCAACUAUGCAGUAGUAUAGCGAGUGAACUUUAUUCUUUGGUUGAUUGAAAUAGUCGACUUAUUUUUGUUACAUAACUAUUAGAAUGCAGCGAGGCUUUAGCGAAGAACAAACAUCAGAGAA
Amaranthus tricolor (Joseph's coat) is the source of this 1528-nucleotide messenger RNA. RefSeq names its product glycosyltransferase BC10-like. The transcript has 11 exons. The coding region runs from base 296 to 1426 and encodes 376 amino acids. Gene Ontology annotation, molecular function: glycosyltransferase activity. The record is from RefSeq and is a predicted model, not a curated record. Gene Ontology annotation, cellular component: membrane. Lineage: Eukaryota; Viridiplantae; Streptophyta; Magnoliopsida; Caryophyllales; Amaranthaceae.